Molecule: messenger RNA, 3377 nt
Organism: Globicephala melas (long-finned pilot whale)
Lineage: Eukaryota; Metazoa; Chordata; Mammalia; Artiodactyla; Delphinidae
Gene: LSG1
Product: large 60S subunit nuclear export GTPase 1
Biological process (GO): ribosomal subunit export from nucleus
Cellular component (GO): cytosol
Molecular function (GO): GTPase activity; GTP binding
Source: RefSeq, a predicted model, not a curated record
CUCAUACGUCACUUCCGGAGAUCAAUGGCCUAACUAUCCAAAAAACAGGAGCGGGUACGGCAAGGAAGAUUCCUGUGCAGACGGGGCAGAUAUGGGUCGGAGGAGAGCGCCGGAGGCUGGGACCCUCGGUCGGGCUCUUAUCCGCCAGCAAGUUCAGCGGAGCCGUAGCCAUCGUCACACCGACUCCUGGUUGCACACAAGUGAACUCAAUGAUGGCUAUGAUUGGGGUCGUCUUAAUCUUCAGUCCGUGACUGAACAGAGCUCCCUGGAUGACUUCCUUGCCACUGCAGAACUUGCAGGAACAGAGUUUGUAGCUGAGAAGCUUAAUAUUAAAUUUGUGCCUCCUGAGGCUGGAACUGGACUACUGUCUUCUGAGGAGAACCAGAGAAUUAAGAAACUCCAUGAAGAAAACAAACAGUUCUUGUGUAUCCCAAGGAGACCAAAGUGGGACCAAAACACUAGUGCAGAAGAACUCAAACAGGCAGAGAAAGAUAACUUUCUAGAAUGGAGACGUCAACUUGUCCGGUUGGAAGAGGAACAAAACCUGAUAUUGACUCCAUUUGAAAGAAAUUUGGAUUUUUGGCGCCAGCUCUGGAGGGUGAUUGAAAGAAGUGAUAUCGUGGUCCAGAUAGUAGAUGCUCGAAAUCCACUCCUAUUUAGGUGUGAGGAUUUGGAAUGUUAUGUGAAAACAGUUGAUGACAACAAGGAGAAUGUUAUUCUAAUAAAUAAGGCUGACUUGAUGACUGCUGAGCAGCGGAGUGCCUGGGCCGAGUUCUUCGAAAAGGAAAAUGUGAAGGUCAUUUUCUGGUCGGCUUUGUCUGAAGCCAUUCAACUGAUUGAUGACUCUAAGGAAGAAGUAAAUGGAGACAGUGCAGAAGCCAUCACAGCUGAGUUUGAAAACUCCAGUUGUGACGAAGCUGAAACUCUACACAAAGAGACUGAACAUCUUUCAGUUAAUGAAGUUGCCAGGAGUGAUGAAGAUGACAGUGAGUAUGAGGACUGCUGGCAGGAGGAGGAGGACUGGCAGACGUGUUCGGAAGAGGGCAGCGGCCCCGACGAGCAGGCCUGCGGCCAGGAUUGGAAGGAGCGCUGUACUGUGCGUUCUGAGGCGCAAGGAAGGAAGACCCCCCAGCAGAGGCAGAUACACAAUUUUAGCCACCUGGUAUCAAAGCAGGAAUUACUGGAGAUCUUUAAACAGCUACACUCUGGAAAGAAGGUGAAGAAUGGACAACUUACUGUUGGACUGGUGGGCUACCCAAACGUUGGUAAGAGUUCAACAAUCAACACCAUCAUGGGCAACAAGAAGGUGUCUGUGUCUGCCACGCCCGGUCACACCAAGCAUUUUCAGACUCUCUAUGUGGAACCUGGCCUCUGCUUAUGUGACUGCCCAGGCCUGGUGAUGCCGUCCUUUGUCUCUACCAAAGCUGAGAUGAUUUGCAGUGGAAUCCUCCCGAUUGACCAGAUGAGAGAUCACCUCCCACCUAUAUCACUAAUUUGCCAGAAUAUUCCAAGACAUGUUUUAGAAGCUACGUAUGGCAUUGACAUCAUAAAACCUAGAGAAGAUGAAGAUCCCCAGCGACCUCCAACGUCAGAAGAGCUGUUGACGGCUUAUGGAUGUAUGCGAGGAUUCAUGACAGCACAUGGACAGCCAGACCAACCUCGAUCUGCACGCUACAUCCUGAAGGAUUAUGUCAAUGGUAAACUCCUGUACUGUCAUCCUCCUCCUGGAAGAGAUCCUCUGACCUUUCAGUAUCAACACCAGCGACUCCCAGAGAAAAAAGCGAAUGGUGGGGAAAUAAAAAUGCAGCCACGCAGAAAUAAAAAAGCAAAUCAGAUUGAAAAUGUAGUGGACAAAACUUUUUUCCAUCAGGAAAAUUUGAGAGCUUUGACCAAAGGAGUCCAGGCUGUCAUGGGCUACAAGCCUGGGAGUGGCCUGGUGACGGCAGCUACUGUGAGCAGGUCUGAGACGGGGGCUGGGAAGCCCUGGAAAAAACAUGGCAACAGAAAUAAAAAAGAGAAAAGUCGUAGACUCUAUAAGCACCUGGAUACGUGAACUUGGGCUGCAACAGAAGUAGCAUCUGCACUGUGCAUCUGUGGUGCUAUAGGGUGGACCCUGCCCUUGUGAUUCACACCCAACAGCUGAUAUCAAGACCGAGGGGCUCCUCAGAGCACCAACUCCAAUUAACAGGGUCGUCUUGGAGCCCCAGAAACCUGUUCCUGUAGGAGGCUGAAUCUGAGAUGGGGGAAUGAAUGAUGUAUGUUUAUUUGUGUAAACAUAUAUACAGAUGCAUAGUAAUUUGUAAUCUGGGAAUUUUUUGAAGAGAUAUUAAAAUUAAAUUGCCACAUGGAUUUUUUAUUUGUUCGUGUAGCUACACUGCAAUUUGGACAUUUCACAUUAUUUAAACAAUUUUAAUCUGCUAAAACAUGCUGGGAUUUUAGAUGGAUUUUUGAGUACAUUAUGAGAUUUGUGAUUCUCCGUCUCACACACAUACCCAAUACACACCCCGAAUAUGGCAGAAGGCAUAUCACGUCUUGGAAUAGGGGCUAGCACGGGUGAUUUUUAAAAGCCCUUGAAGAGCAUAAUCCUCUGUUGAAAGUCGCCGUGAGUCUCUUCCCCAGAGGGGAGCGUGGGUUUUUCUAUAGCCAGACCCACAGCGAGUGAGGAAAGUGGCAGCUAAGCAGCUGGUUCUUGUUUUAGGUGUAGGGAUCCUUGACGUCCUUAGCACUUAGGACCAUCAGGAGUAGUUGACCAACAAGGGCAGUUGACCUUUUACAAUCACCUUUGUAAUACACUAUGGCUGCUUCAGCCUCUCACUUCUUUACUUUUGUCUCUCUUUUUCUCUGAGCCUCAUUAGUCCCUUAAUUCAGAUCCUUACCUUGUUCUGUGUCAUAGAUAUUUUUGGAAAUCUAAUGGAAGUUAUAAAUGCUUUCUCCAGAAAAAUGCACAUUCUCACCUACACAAUUUUGCAAAAUGUAUCAGAACAUUCACAGGUCCCCAAAGUUCAUGAAUUCACUGUUAAGAAGCCUUGCCUUGGGAAUUCCCUGGUGGUCCAGUGGUUAGGACUCUGCUUUCACUGCCAAGGGCCUGGGUUCUAUCCCUGGUGGGGGAACUAAGAUCCCGCAAGCCAUGAGGUGUGGCCAGAAAAAAAGGUGUUAAAAAAAAUAUUUUUUAUUUAAAAAAAAUUUUUUUUAAAAGAAGGCUUGCCUUUAACUGACCAUAAUGUAUUUGGUAUAUUUGAAAAUUGUUAUAUAUGGGAAAUUAAAAAUUUUUGUUCAUUAAUAAGUAUUCAUUGACCAAAUUUUAAUUUUCAUGAAGUCCAAAUUUAUCUUUUUUUGCUGUGGUUGCUUGUGCUUUUGGUAUUAUAAUUAAGAAAGUA